Molecule: messenger RNA, 1439 nt
Organism: Cannabis sativa
Lineage: Eukaryota; Viridiplantae; Streptophyta; Magnoliopsida; Rosales; Cannabaceae
Exons: 7
Coding region: 24-1439 (471 amino acids)
Biological process (GO): protein desumoylation
Cellular component (GO): nucleus
Molecular function (GO): deSUMOylase activity
Source: RefSeq, a predicted model, not a curated record
CCACUUACCUUGGGAAGGGGACUAUGAAAGAAGUGUUGGAGAUACCUGAGACGAGCAAAGUUCAGCGCUCGCUUUCGUUCAACGGGGAGACCGAGAAGAAGGAUGACGUGGGUGCCGAGGAAAAGGAUGGUGAAGGGACGAAGGAUGACGUGGGUGUCGAGGAAAAGGAUGGUGAAGGGACGAAGGAUGACGUGGGUGUCGAGGAAAAGGAUGGUGAAGGGACGAAGGAUCAAUUGGAAGAGGAUGUUGAUGAUGUAGAGAGUGUCCCUUCACUUAAUCUAUCAGAAGAGAAGGUCGUUGUUCCAACUAAGGUGGUUGUUUCUGAUGAUUCGUUUGAGGUUAUGAACUUUUGGGGAGAAGAUCUCCCCGCUAUUGUAAAAGAGGAAGUUGAGCAGACAGUGAAGGAUGAUUUUGAUGAUGCUGCGUUCGAAAGAUUCAAAGAAUCUGGAGGGAAGGUGAUUGGUCCGUUCACUGUGAAGAAGGGUUACUCAAAUCAACAGUACGAGUUGUUCCGUUACAUUUUCUCUAGCGCCAAUGAUCCGAGUGAAGUGUUAGCCCAUUUUGGGAAGGUUGAGGUCGAGCGGAUGUAUUUCAAAUGCAUGAAACCGGAGACCGAUAUAUCAAACAGUGUCAUUGAUUGCUUUGCUCAAAUCAUGAAUUUUCGAGAGAAGAAGCGCAACGGCAUUGGAAGUAAGAGAACUUGGUUUAUGCCCACCAGAAUUUCGAGCAAGUUACUUGGAAGAACGAUGACUGUGGAGAGGAUGGCGAAGGAGCAAGAGUGGUCCACUCUUUAUUACGAUGCAGAUUUGAGUUUAUGUCACACUAUGGUGGUACCCCUACUGGAUACCGAUAGUGCUCCGCACUGGUUUGCGGCGAAUGUGAGCAUGGUUAAUACAACAGUGGAAAUUAGGGACUCGUUGUCUUCUGCAAUGCAUAAGAGGUCACGUCGGAGCACUCCGCGUAGAGAUGGUAUGCACCUCCAGACUUUGGACCAAUUGUUUGCCCCUGUCAAGCCAGGAGACCUGAAUUUCAGCGAGUUUGUAAUUAUUUCUUCAAGCAAGGACUACCCACAACAACAAAAUGGCCACGAUUGUGAAAUGUUUGUAAUGAAGUACAUGGAAUCACUGUUCGAGGAAAAUGAAAUAUUGGAAGAGUUUGAUCCUAUUGAAGCCGAUUUGGAUUGUGUUGGGAAAAUUGUCACCCACGAGAGUAACAAGGCUAAACAUGCUGUGAUGGAGGGAGUUAAGAAGCAAUUUGGAUUGAGCAAAACCAAAGUUCUUCCAUCAACAUCUACAACUAUACCAUUACGUAGUCCAUCAAGGUCUCCUCGAGACCCCCGAUUCAGCACAGCGAAGGCCAGGUCCGAAAACAUAUGGACUGGCAAGAGCAAGUCCCCGAAAACACGUCAUUCUAAAAGGCUGGCCAUAAGUAACAAGUAG